Coniophora puteana RWD-64-598 SS2 is the source of this 600-nucleotide messenger RNA. RefSeq lists its product as uncharacterized. The record is from RefSeq and is a predicted model, not a curated record. Bases 1 to 600 code for a protein of 199 amino acids. NCBI's taxonomy places the organism in Eukaryota, Fungi, Basidiomycota, Agaricomycetes, Boletales, Coniophoraceae. The transcript has 2 exons.
AUGGACUCCUCACUUGAUCUCAAUGGAUUGGCCAAGUCUCUUCCAGCAUCCAACUUUGAGAAGGCGGAGAAGGAUAUGUUGAACAACUUCAAAGCCGCUGCACUAAGCAUAACAACUCUCUACAAGUCCUCCCGACAUGCUUCAAAGAGCGCAUAUAACGCAGGAUACGCAGCUGCAUGCAACGACUUCCUUCUCAUGCUCCAGCAGGGUGUCUCCUCAGGCGCCAUCCCCUCUGACCCUCCCCACCCCUCUUCCUACUCCUCCAUGUCGGGCUCAAAUCAGGCGAUGGACCCCAUGAUGGAGCACGGCGGUGGCAUGGGCGUGGGACGUAUCAUGGAUUGGGUUGAGGCACGCCUCGAGGCGAUUAAGGCGCGGCAGGAAGAGGAGCUUGAGGAUGAGGAACGUGAGAAGGAGCGGGAGCGCAUCAAGUCGCUCGCGGCCACUGCUGGGGCCUCGUCAUCGUCUUCGGCGAUGCGGAUGCGGAAAGAUAACGGCGCGGGAUCAUCUUCAAAGCGCGAGGAGGGGCCGAAGAGCGAUCAGAGGCAGGGAUCAUCGUCGAUGGUGAGCUUGAUUCAUGUUGCAUUAUGCCACAGAAGUUAA